UCCUGUCUGUAUUUCCCAAAAUAAGCCAGUGGGAGAGGGAUCGCAAAGUAAGCCAGGCAGAUUGGAGCAGCGAGGUGCGCGGGCCCCUGGGUAUAAGUUCUGGGAGCGCUGCUUGGACCCCACAGCCUUCAGCUCAAUAUACGUUGGCUGCCCCGGCUGCCUGACUGGAGUCUCACUCCACUGUUGCUCUCGCUCUCGCUCUCCCUCUCCCGUCCCGCUCCCUCGCUCCUUCCCUCCUACUUUCCACCCUGGACAAGGGGGGAGUCGCACGCACUGGGAAGGUGUUCCUCAGACCUGUGUCUGGACAGCUUGAAGACGGCACGGAGGAUUUCUUCCCCUCUUCUCUGAUUGCUCUCUCAUCCCCCCUCUCAAUUAGACCAUCUGUGGCGAGUAGCUCGUGGAUGGACUGUUUUUUAAAAACUUUUUACUAGAGUUAAAUAAAAGUCAAAUACACUUUGCUCCACUUGCAUUUGAAAAACUCCAAUUUUCAAAACUUCCUGGAGUGGUUUUUCUUUACUCCCUGCACCCCCCCCCCCCCGUGUGCAGCAUUGGACCGACUCUCUGCCCAGGAGGACACCAUUCCUCCCUUUUUGGCUGCAUGUUCAUUGAAUAUCUGAUGCCGUUGCAUCCCAUGGGAGCCCCGCGUGGCUGAAGCAAGGAGGGAGGUAGAAGAGAGACCCACCUGAAGCUCACACCCUACCGCUGCCCUUACCCGGUGCUCAACGCCCUGAGGAGAGAAAGCUGUUUUCCGUGUGACGCCUGAAGCCCCGCGAAGCCGGCGACCAUGCUGUUUGCCCCCGCCUGCGUGCUGCUGAUGCUGGGAGCGCGCGCCCUUGCUGGGGGCUACCCCCCCAUGACCCACAUGAAGUACAUGCAGCCCAUGAUGAAGGGGCCGAUCGGACCCCCGUUCAGAGAAGGCAAGGGACACUACGUUGAUAUGCCACCAGUGAUGGAAGUCAAGGGGGAACCAGGCCCCCAAGGUAAACCUGGACCUAGAGGCCCUCCUGGGCCAGAAGGAAUUCCAGGCAAACCUGGACUGGGCAAGCCAGGUCUCAAUGGCCAGCCAGGCUCUCAGGGGCCUCCUGGCUUUCCAGGAAUUGGUAAGCCUGGACUUCCAGGUCUCCCGGGAAAGAUUGGACCGAAGGGGAUGCCGGGGCUUAAUGGUGAGGUUGGCCCCCGCGGUGAACCAGGUCUCAGAGGUUCUCCAGGGCAGCCUGGCCUCCCUGGCCCAGCUGGCCUCUCUCUAAAUGGGAAACCUGGGCUUCCAGGCAUGAGAGGCCCCUCUGGGAUUCGGGGUGAACCGGGACAUAAGGGACUUUCUGGGCCACCAGGUGAACGUGGGUUAAAGGGCGAGAAUGGAAAUGGAAAGCCUGGGCCUACAGGUAUAAGGGGUCCUCCUGGGUUGAAAGGUAGUGCAGGACCACCUGGUCUUCCAGGUAUAGGCAAACCAGGCCUUAAAGGGUUGUCUGGACUGCCUGGUCUUAAAGGCGAUCAAGGACUCCCAGGGGGACAAGGAGAACCAGGAGAGGCUGGGGCUCCAGGUCUACAAGGUCUGCCGGGACCAGUUGGGUUAGGGAAGCCUGGGCAAGAUGGAUUGCCUGGUGGACCAGGUCCACAAGGUCCUAAAGGUGAGUCAGGGCUCAGGGGUCCUCCUGGAUUCCCUGGCAGUGCUGGUUAUGGAAAACCUGGUCUGAGUGGACCCAAAGGAGAAAAGGGCUAUGGGGGGUUACCUGGUCUCCCAGGGGAGAAAGGAGAGCCAGGAAUGCUGGGCCCAAUUGGGGAACAAGGCCUUGAUGGGCAAACAGGACCACCAGGACUUCAAGGCCCAAUGGGACUCCCCGGAAAACAUGGAAUGCCGGGACAGAAAGGAGAGUUUGGGCCCCAGGGUCCUCCAGGACUUCCUGGUCUCAGAGGUGACCAAGGCCCCACUGGGUCCUUUGGAAAACCCGGCAUCCCUGGGGAAAAAGGCAUCCCUGGGCCUAACGGAGCUACUGGAAAACCCGGCCCCAAAGGUGAUGCCGGGCAUAUUGGGCUGCCUGGUAAUCCAGGGCUGACAGGUGCUACGGGGCCUAAAGGAGAGUCAGGGUUUAUAGGAACCCCAGGACCCAGGGGGCAGUCAGGAAUUCCUGGUCUACAGGGGCCUAUGGGUCCCAUGGGGCCACAGGGUGCACCUGGCGUAAAGGGUGAAACCGGACUUCCAGGGUCUCCAGGCCUUGGACUUUUGGGAGAUAAAGGAGCUAUAGGUCCCCAGGGUCCUCCGGGGAAACCAGGCCCCGCUGGACUCAAUGGUAACCAUGGCGCUCCUGGUCCUCCGGGGCCCCCCGGUCCUCCUGGAAAUGGCCAAGCCGUUGCAGGGCCAACCGAUUCACAGUUGGAAGGGGAUGAAGUACCAGGGGACAGGAAAGGGCCCGUAUAUAGUCAAGUCCCACUCUCUGCCUCUGUGGCACCAGCCUUCACAGCCAUCCUCAGCACACCUUUCCCUCCCUCAGCAAUGCCAAUCAAAUUUGACAGGACCCUGUACAACGGGCAAAAUGCCUACAGCACUGCUACCGGCAUGUUCACUGCUCCUUUAUCCGGUGUCUACUACUUUGCAUACCACAUGCAUGUGAAGGGAACAAGCCUGUGGGUGGCACUGUACAAGAACAAUGUGCCAGCUACCUACACCUAUGAUGAAUACAAGAAAGGCUACAUGGACCAGGCGUCCGGUAGCGCUGUCCUAGAGCUGAAGGAGGGUGACCAGGUGUGGGUCCAGAUGCCGUCGGAUCAGGCAAAUGGCCUCUAUUCUACCGAAUACAUUCACUCCUCCUUCUCAGGAUUUCUGCUCUGUCCCACAUAACCCUGUCCUUUCGCCCAUUGUCCUGUAUUGGCACCUCAGAGCAGCCCUACACCUUAAAUACCGACAGCCAUUACAGAAACACAAAACCAAUGGGAUUCUCGAUAUUAUCGGCAUCAUCUGUAUCCGUCUCACCUUCAGCAAUAUCGGCAAAAGAAAAAAAACUUUGUGAAUGAAAUGUGGAAAGUUUUUAAAAUUUAGGGGAAGGACUUUCAUACUGUGUUCUUUGUUUCAGUGUCCUUCAAAUGUGUGUUUUGGGUUGUUUUCAUGAUGGUGUUUUGUUUUUAAGUUUUUUAGCUUUUAUUAUAUUAAUUAUUAUAUUGUUAUUAUUUUAUUAUUAUUAUUUGGUCCCGUUGUUGUUGUUCAUCAGAUUAUCAGACUAAUAGGUGCCUUACUUGUGCUAAUGUGCUAGUAACAGACCUUCCCAUGUGACUGCACAUCCUGCCCCACACGCUCUGACUUCACCAGACCCUGGGGGCUGAUUGGUUCCUUUGGCCGCAGUCACGUCCACCCUCUGUUCCUAUUUAAGACGUGAUACUGGCUAUACUGACAUAAAGAGCAGCGAUACAACAGCGAACACAUACACAGACUAUAGAAAAACAAGGCAUUUUGUGCUGAAUACUAUUACCUUUCACGUCUCUUUUGUUUGGCCUUUAUAGUACUUGCUAUGUUAAAAUUAUUAAUGGGAUUCAAUCUUUGUUUUAAGAGUGAGAUAUAUAUUUUGACAAUUAGUUUGCAUCUGUAGGGUGCUUAUUUCUUUGCUUCUUUCUGAAUUUAGUUGGCCACCAUUUAAAAUGACCUUUAGCAUUGUUUUUAUUUAUUGAACUAUCCAGAAACACACUCCAAGAAAUAAAACCCACAAGUUAAUAUGACCUCGCUGUAUUAGACAUUUAAAUUCAAACCGCCGUGUUCAAAUGGAUGAUGCAAGAAAAAUCAACGUGUCUUUCCUUUGACUUUUAGGACACAAUUCAUUAAGGAGGAUAUGUAUGCAUACAGUCAAAUGUUUACAUGCGGUAGAAAAGAUACUCAGAGCAUCUGCAAAAAUGGACGUUAAGGACACAACUCAAACGAGACUAAUGGCCUGUAUCUUUCAAUCAUUUCCCUUUUUGAACAUCCUCUUGAGACGCCCCCACCAUGACAGCAAUGCCUUCUAAUGGCAUACCAACGUUUCAUUAAGUUUAGUACCACGUUAACGCUCCAAGUGAGCAAUCUCUGCCGCCCUGAUAUGAAAGCCACAUUUCUAACCACAUUUAGACGAAUCUGUGAAGACGCUGACUGUUUUAUACAAAAUAAGGAUGCAAAUGGGUGGAAAACCACAUCGACUCCUUUCUUCAACGCCACGUCGGGCAAAUAAGGUCAUUCGUGAACGAAAUUGUUUCCAUCAAUUUUCAAACCGCUGGGUUUAACGUCGAAGAAUAAUUGUUUCACUUCAUGGAACAUCUCUGGCCACGAGGACAAGAUGUCUCUUAGAAGCAAAAUUAUGUCAGAAAAUAAACAGGCGGAAAUGAGAACCAAUCUGCGCUCUCUUCGUGAAUAAGUAAAGGGACCGACUGAGGCCCACAGGUUGUGAAAUGCAGGUUGCGUAACAUUUAAAAACCUCCUGCCAGAUUUCUCUGAGAGGUGGUGGGGCAGAGGUGAGAGUGGUGUAUUUACUCAUUUCUGUUGGAUGAGGCAUUAAGGGCACAUGCCGGGUUUUCAUGCAUGUGCUUGUAUAUGUUCUGGUAGGUGUAUCCUUCUGUCUCUCAUUAUGUCAAUAUACGUGUGUGUGUGUGUGUGUGUGUGUGUGUGUGUGGUUCACAUUGUCCCCCCCCUGGCAUUCAAGUCGUGAACACUUGAGCAAGAAUCACAAACUUGAAUGAAGUUACAAAACCUUCACAAGAGCUUAACGUCCUGUUAAUGUUCCACAUGCAACUUGAUUUCAAAAUCUUUUAGCCUGCCUUGGUGCUUUUAAGAACAUGUCCCACGCUGCCUUUUGCAAAGUACAGGAACACGUUAGGUCUAGGAGAUGAGUAGAUUGUGGUUAGACGACAUCAACAUAAGUCAACAAAGUCCUAUUUACUAAACAGAUUGCUGGCUGACACCAAACCCUUUUGACUACUUUGCAUGCGAGUCCAAUGCGUGGAGUGAUGGUGUGAUACAUUUAUUGUCUUGUACCAAGUCAUGAACAGGAAAAGCGUCACUUUGGGGAGUUUCGCGGAAUCAUUCAUCAUAUUGCAGUUGGAAAAGGUUAGAGAAAAAUACCAUGCCUUUUAUUUCAUCAUUAAACUGAAUUCCGGGGCUGUACCUUUAAAUGACAUUUACUUGAAACACUGAUGAGGCCUUUUGUCCUGGUGCUGCCUUUCCCGAAGAGUUAAUGUGUAUGCAUAGGAACGCAGCAUGGUAGAAGAUUUAUAGAAAACAUUGUCAAUCCUUUUGCAUUCAUACUGAUUGCAAGCUCAAUAUUUGGCCCAAUCCACCUGUAAAUGAACAUUCCUCAAUCAAUCAGCAUAAAACAUGAUAAAAAUGCUAUAAAUCAAUCUUGUCAUGUGAGUCUACAAUUCCAUCCCAUCCUGGUUGUGUACUGAAUGUUUCUUUCCGUUUUUUUGUUUUGGACAUAUGAAAUGUUAAUGUGAGUUACAUGGGGCCAAAACUCUCUGUUUUUUGUGUUUUGCUCGCAUGCAGAGAUUGUUCUGCACGCAAAUCGGUCAGCGAGUGUCAGUAAAGCUCACGUACCGUCUCGAUCAGAAGUUCCUUUAAAGUGUUUUCUAUUUUUAUCUUUAAAAAACAUUUUUGUUGUUGUUGUUGUCUUGCUUCGGUUCUUAAGGGAUACUUGUUUGUUUUAGUUUCAGUAAACACAAACGGCCAUUCCCAUUUGCACAUGAAAUUAAUGAAGAUGUAUUAUACAUUUAUGAUAAUUUAAUAGGGAUGCCAAAACCGACCACCGAAGCCUAGAACGUAUAAAUGGUAUUUAACAGCAUUGAUGAGUUAAGAGCAUUUACGACACGUAGUUAGCAUUUUAGAGUUGUUUGUGAAGGAUUAUUUUUUGACUUUUAUUUUGUAUUUGAGUAAUAUAAAAUGUAUCAACUUAUAGGAUUUUUGUCAUGCAAGGCUAUUGCGUUCCCUUUAUGCAAUAGAAUUUGGGUAUAAAAUGCACUCUUAUUGAUUCAAAAUGUUUGUCUGCUUAUACAAAAUCUACAGUACUUGAUUGUAUUGAUACCACAUCAAUAAAAACCUUCUUGUAUAUUGGU
Messenger RNA from Pungitius pungitius (ninespine stickleback), 6060 nucleotides. RefSeq names its product collagen, type VIII, alpha 2 (gene col8a2). Gene Ontology annotation, molecular function: protein binding. NCBI's taxonomy places the organism in Eukaryota, Metazoa, Chordata, Actinopteri, Perciformes, Gasterosteidae. The record is from RefSeq and is a predicted model, not a curated record. The coding region runs from base 785 to 2836 and encodes 683 amino acids. The transcript is spliced from 3 exons.